Molecule: messenger RNA, 12942 nt
Organism: Pocillopora meandrina
Lineage: Eukaryota; Metazoa; Cnidaria; Anthozoa; Scleractinia; Pocilloporidae
Source: the annotation of a GenBank genome assembly
AUGGCGGAUGAAGACGAGGUAGAGGUGCGAGGAAUAAAAAGACCUCUUGUCGAAAACUACAGCGACGAUGAAGAAGAAGAAGAAGCUCGAAGAAAACAAGGUACCGCUAGUAGAUCCGGCAGGAUAAGUACACUCGAAAUGAUGCGAAGAGCAAAAUUGUUGAAGAUUUGAUUGUGAUCCUCGUGUUUUUCACUCAUUCGACCGAUUACUGAUCAUGACAACUACAAUCCUCUUCAUAAUUAUUGAAACGUUCCCUUCUUUCCUCGUUUAAGUUGUUUACGGUAAAGGUAAAAUUUCCGCACAGCCUCAUACUACAUUAUGCAUUCAGUUCUUGGAUAGAGAAAACAAUGACAAAAACAAUACAUUGCCAUUAGGAAAACAGAUUUGUUUUACAAUAGUAUGGGGCUGUGAGGAAAUUUUACCAAAAGAGGUGUGUGAACUUUGUUUCUCUUCACUUUGGUGUCCAGUUCUCGUUUUAUUACAAAUGGUGUUUCUGAUCCCUUUCGGACUUCUUUUCUGAAAAGUUACCCGGCUUAUCCACAUGAUAAAUUUCUGAUUAGUAGAGUAGCUUUUUAUUUCAAAUCCUUUGUGUUGAAAAUACCCCUCUCACUCCAAAAACAAAACCAGUCGGAUUUUAUUCUCUAUUUUCCAGAACACAGCGCUUAUCAGAGUAGACAUUGUCCUUAUCUUGACACCAUAGACAGGUACAGUGUAGCCAACUGUUGAAUAUUUUUUGAUCAUGUAUGUAACAAACUUCCACAUAGUUGAGCAAACAAAAUUUUGUGGGUUUUGAUUUGAGUAGAUUUUGCAGAUUGACCUCAACCCACAUAGAAUCAGUUCUUGCAGGAACAAAUAUAUGAUUAAAAAAAUUAAACAGCUGCAGUAGGGUGAUGGAAAUAAUAGGUUUUUUUGUUUGACUUUGUUGUUGGGUCAGUUCUUUUUGGCCGCAAGGUUCUAAAAUUUUUAUAGAUUCAUUGACAUGAUGUAGCCAGAGUGUGCUGUGAUUCAGCAAGUAAUCAAAUAUGUGAAUGUUACAUUUUCAUCUGUGUUAACUUCUUGCUCCUUGAUAGGAGAAUUGCAAAAUUAAGUUCCCAGCAACACAAAAAAACCUCCAUUCUGCAAAAAAAAAUCCAGCAAAAUUUUUUGAUUUAUUGCUUUAUCUACUUGUAACAAUGGCCUAUUCAAAGAGUAAAUCCCUGUAUAAUAUGUCUUAGCUCCCUUAAGACUUCAUUUUGUUGUGGUUUUUCUAAACCUUCUCUUUUUAACAUGAUUUUCUUUUAAUGUCCACCAUAACUGAUCCGAACUCUCAGGUUAUGCAUGCCAAACAUACCCUAAAGAACCCUUUUUUUUUUUUACAGGCAUGUUCUCGACUUUGAUUUUGAGAAGCUGUGUUCUGUGUCAUUAUCACACAUCAAUGUGUAUGCUUGCUUGGUGUGCGGAAAGUAUUUUCAAGGUGAGAAUUGCUUUAGUCUAUGUUUUUGUGACUGUUAGGGCAUAGUAAAGUGUUUUUUUUUUGAUUCCACAGGCCGUGGACGUCGCUCUCAUGCUUACACACACAGUGUACAAGUUGAUCAUCAUGUGUUUCUUAAUCUUCAUACACUCAAGGUGAGACUGACAAUAAACACUUUGUCUCAUGAUUACCAGUAAUUUCCCCUUAUCUGAUUAUUAUUACCAAUAUUACCCUCUGCUGCUACAUAUUUCCUUGUAAAUUAGUUGAGAGAACUUUGUGUCACUGGUAGAUUAAGAUAACAACUUGUACCUGACAAGUUUGAGUAUUUUCAAUAACCGUUCACUGGACAGUGUAGAAAUGUCUUUGCAAAUGAUUUUAUUAUCCCAAAACACAUGUUGUUAGAAUGGGAGCAGGGUUGUGUCUUAACUCUUUUGGACAUUUAGGCAAAUCUAUCUCAUCAAAUUUUUAGACAUGAAAGACAAUGGUUGUUCAAAGCGUGCAUUUAAAAGCACCUUUUUUUGGCUAUCAAAGUGUUUUGGAAUCAAAUGAAACUCAGAACUUGUACUCUAAACUACAGGUUUUUGUCAAAUAAGUGAAUGUAUUUUUAUAGGCAUUUUAUAAUUAUGAUUGAAGUAAAGAAUAAAAUUCAUUACUACUUCUUUCAGUUUUACUGUUUACCUGAUAACUAUGAAGUUAUUGACUCUUCUUUAGAUGAUAUAAAGGUAAGUUUAAAUUUUAACAAUUGAAAUAAGUUUUAUGCCAUCUGUCUGCAAUUAUUCACACAAGUUAUUACUGAUUAAAUUACUCAACUUGAAGAGUCAAAAAAUUGUUUGAACAAAUGCAAUUUCCUUACCAAUUGUUUCCUUUUAAAGUAUAAUUAAAUGUAUAUAAAAUUAUUCAUAAUUGAAUGGUUGUUAUGUAUUACUUUGUUUAUUCAAUAUCAGUAUUUUUUAAAAUAAAAUUGAAAUUGUCACAGAUAUGACGUUUGAUGGAAAAACGACUGAAGUUGUUUCUCAUUCAACCAUUUCAGAUCAUUUUAAACAUAAAUUGUGGCAACAAUAUUGUCAAAUAUGAAAAGAGUCUAAGAUAGUUUAUAUGUUUCUUUUCAGUAUGUUUUAAACCCAACGUUUACCAAAAAUGAUAUUACGCAGUUGGAUAAAUCAGCAAAGCUGUCCAGAGCUUUUGAUGGCACAACCUAUCUACCUGGUAAAUAUUAGCAUUUUACUAAAUUCUAGGAAUAGUGUAGCACCCUUUUUUUUGGUUAUUCUGGUUUUUUUUAAAGCAUGUUAUCAUGUAAUUAUGCCAUGCUAGUGGGAUUAUUUUCUGUCUCAUUUUUGUCUCAAAAAUCUAGAGAGAAAAUUUAUCUUUUAAAUCAGCACUCUUUUUCCCCAUAGUAUUAACAAACAAUUUUCAUUAAACUAAUUUAUUCUUGUUCUUCAUGUAACCAUGUUCCCACCAAUAGUGUGGCUACAUUUUUCUGCACAUUAAGCAUGGACAACCCAACCCAUUAUGCCUCUAAUUGCUCUGACAAAGGGCUUAUGUUCAAAAGCUUUGAUUCAGCUUUGAAACUCUAUACAGUGACCAAUUUGCAUUAUCAAGUCAGUAAAAGUUAAGAACAGUUCCCAAAAAUACUGUUGGCUAUCUGUUGGCGGACUGUCAACCAACAGUUGGCGGACAGUGGGCCGACAAUAGGUUGACAAUGGGCUGACUGUUGGCCGACUGUUGGCCAACUGUUGGCCGACUGUUGGCCAACUCCUGGUCCACAGUUGGUGAACAGUUGUUCACUAUUACCAUCAAGUCAGUUGAUAAAACCAAAUUUUCUUGUGUUACCCUCUGCCGGUGCUUCACCACAAUUUCUGUAGAACAUUACCCCCUUUAUUAAUUUUUUUUGUUUAGGUUUUUUUAUGUGUUUUAUCCUCUUACAGGAAUUGUAGGACUGAAUAACAUCAAAGCAAAUGAUUACUUGAAUGUAGUACUACAGGUGAGGAUGAUGGUUGUUCUUAACUCUUUAACUCCCAUGAUCUGAUUCAGAAUUCUCCUUACUAGCUGCCAUACAUUUCUUUGCUUAUCAACAAAGAGAGUAAAGUGUCCUGUCAAAGCAAGUUUGUCAACUUGUAUCUCCAAUGUGAUGGAAUUUGUAUUGUCAUAUUUUAAGGAGAAGUUUCUAAUCAUUCAUUUCUGGAAGUUUAGAGGACUUAGAGACACAUUACUUAAUGGAAAACAAUUUAAAAGAGUGCUUUACAUGUAUUAUUUGUCUCAUUAUUAAUUACUGUCUUUGACCUUGUAUUAUUUAUUGAAGAAAUGGUUUCCAUGUUUACAUAGCCUGAUGUAAACACAUGGGAAAGGUUCAACUUUGCAGUUGUUGAAAUGGAGAAAAAAAAUUAAACAAAGACAACAACAAAAACAAAUGUUUUGUGUAUUUUACAUCCUGAUUGUCUGUUGAAGUCAAUACUGUGGUUCUGAUGAAUAGUUGUUUGCCAGUUCAAUGUUAUAAGUCUUGUUCAUGCUUUGAUUGGUCAGUUUUUCUGUGAUAUUGAUUCAGCCUAACUUCUUAUUAAAUAUCAUAUUCACCACAGACACAUGCUGUGAACUGAACAAGACUGCUUUACUUUAUCAACGGAUUAAUUAUGACUGAUCUCAAUGACAAAAUACUAAUUGAGUUUUACAACCAAUGAUCUCCUUAUUUCAAUCAACAGGCUUUGGCAUUCGUCCCACCAAUUCGUGAUUUUUUUCUUCGAGAAGAAAACUAUCAAAGCAUUAAGCGUCCUCCUGGAGAUAUCAUGUUUCCUCUAGGUAAGACCUGGGAGCAAUGCAAGAAAUAUCAAGAGCAUCAUUCACGAAGUAAACUAAACCCUUUAACUCCCAAGAUCUGAUUGUUAAUUCUCCCCUCUAGCCGUUACACAUUUCCUUGUAAAUGAGUUACAAGAAUUUGGUGUUUGAUCAAGAUAAAACUCCUACCUGAUAAGUUUGAAUAUUCUCAUUACCUGUUUGCUGGAUAAUGUUUAGAUGUUAUAGGGAGAAGUUACAUGUUAAUCACUUCUGGGAGUUAAAGGGUGAAAGGUGCAUGGUUUUCAACUUCAAUCUGAUAGAGAAAUAUGCCAAGCUAUGCUUCACACAUAUGAUUUGGGGUGCCUGUAUACAACAUUCUUAUUAGUAUGUUGCGAAAACAUGCUGGAAAAGCAGUUAUUUUUCCAUAAAUGAAACACUUUUUAGUACCUCUAGCUGUCUGUUUUGCUUAAUCUUGGAACCCCAGAGAUCUGAUUGUUAAUUCACUCCUCUAACUGCUGUACAUUACCUCGUAAAUUGGUUAUAAGAAUUUGAGUAUCUCAUUUUCUGUUUGCUGAAUAUAUAUGGAUAUUACAAUACAAUACAAUACAAUACAAUACAGUACAAUUUAUUUUGUGUCAGUAAUGUAGGGGGUGGUUACCCAAUCCCCUGAGCCUAAUGGUUCAUGUUGAAAAUGCUCGACAGAAAUUAUGGGGAGAAGUUAUAUGUCAAUCACUUGUGAGAGUUAAAGGGUUAAUUGGUUUGUUGUUUAUCUCUUUUCUCUUGUUAUCGUUCUCUAAUGCACUCAUGUCAAUUCUUUAUAUGAAUAACAUUUGUUAAAUUUAUUAAUUUGUAUGGUCAUCAACUUUUCUGGUCUACAAACUAUUUCAAUUUAUUUAUUUCCUGUUGUGAACUUUUGUUUUAGUUAACAGGUUUGGAGAGCUAAUUAGAAAAAUUUGGAAUCCACGUAACUUCAAAGCUCAUGUCAGCCCUCAUGAGAUGUUGCAGGUUGGUGUACUGACGUAUAUUUUCAUCUGAACUUUUCUUCAUUAAUGCCUGUUCUCAGAUUUUUAAUUGCUGGCUUCUUUAAUGACCCACAUUAAUUUUCUGAUUGUUGAUUCAAACAGAAAAAAAAAUCAUCCUCUGCUUUUUAGUUACCAUAAUCAACAUAACAACUAUGCAAAGAUUAGGCAGUAUCAGAUAUGUCUCAAAAGGGACAAAACCAAUCAGCGUAAUAUCACCAGUCAAUUGGAGCCAAGCUUGACAUCAUCGUUAGCCACUUAGUAAAUGCCACAAUUAUUAAAUGCAGGAAAACAUGUCUGACCAAAUCAGGAUUGGUUUUAGUUUUAAUAUGAUUGGUUGAGAUGGUGAUACAAGUUUUCAGGACCAAUCAUAGACUGAGAAAAGUCAGGUACAGCUGAAGUAAUCAUGGAUUACUUGCAAAACUCAAUUGAAAACUGAUCUAAAUGGCAACCCAUUAGAAACUCAUGACAAACAUUGUGUGACGUUUUUUUUUUUAAUGGGUCGCUAACAUUUUAGCUUGGAAGUCUUCCAUAGAUAAAAGCUUAUAACACAACCUUUAAACUGUUCAACACCAAAGAGUAAAUAGCAUCUAAUUUUUGCCAAGAGUAUCAGCCCUGAAUCAAACAAUAAGUUGAUGAGAAUUAAAAGAAAUGAUCACCAGCUGAAGAAGCUCUUGAUUGUUAAACAAAUUCUCUUUGUCAGCAGCUUAGGGCAUCUUUGGGGAUGUAUAGAGAACAGUGUGGAGAAUAUUUAUACUGAUGUUAGUGUAUAAAGAGUUUAAAAGAGAUUCAAAUGGUUGUGCUUUCUUUCCUGUGAUUAAGGACUGUUUCAUGAAUUCAUUUCUAGGCUGUGGUGCUUUGUAGCAAAAAGAGAUUCCAGUUUACUGAACAAGGUAAAUUUAGUAAUUUCCUGUUUCUUUAACCAUCCUCAUAAAAUUUUUCCUACAAUUUUCUUGCUGGUGUAUAUAAAAGUGGCUUCAGGUUAGCUGACAUAAAAUGAAUGAAUGAAUGAAUGAAUGAAUCUUUUGAAAACUGAAAAAAGAAAAGAAAAGAAUUGACCAGGGAGCUUGCUUGAUGAUUGAAAUUCAAGCAAUUAUUCCUUCAGUGUUAGAACUGUCAGUAAUAAUUUACUUUCAUCGGUUUAUUAGGUGAUCCAGUGGAAUUUUUGUCAUGGUUUCUUAACUCUCUGCACACAACUCUUGGUGGAACAAAGAAAGCAACUAGCAGUAAGUUGACUUAUGAGUGUUUGUGAAGCACUGACCCUUAAACUCCCUGGAAUGAGAAUAUAGGAUUUAAUUUUACUGUGUCAAUUUUAUUAUUUUUAAUAAUUUAUCAUUCAAAAUUCCUCUUGAAUCUGUAGAUUUUAAAGUGAAAAACAGGCAACCUGCUUGAAGCAUGAUUAAAGGCAGCCAAGUAACUAAAUUGGCAUUUGUUUUAGUUUUUCAUCUGAUUGCUUGAGAUGGUGAUGUAAGUUGCCUGGACCAAUCAGAGAGUGAAAUAAAGGAGAACAAAAGCAAUCCUAGAUCACUUUUCAUUUGAUACUCAAUUGAAACUUUCAAUUAAUGGAAAUAAAAUUUGAAAAAAGACUGGUGAAAAGAGGAAUUCAAGCCUAUUUCCCAAAUAUUAGGUGUUUCCAGAUAAACUUUUGUUCAACACAACAUUGUUAAGAAUAGUUCUGGUGUAUGCUGGAAUUAUCAGGUAUCUCUUUGCGAUUUAUCUUACACUGCUCCUUUUAUUUCAACAUUAGGUGUUGUUUACAAAACAUUUAGAGGCAAGAUGAAUGUAACGUCUCGUAAACUUCCCCAGACUGAGGUAAGAACAGAAUAGGAAAAUAAUCCUAUACCUGUUUAAAACAAGUCUUUUUGAUGUUAUGUUUUAGUAUUUACUGAAAUAGUGGGCAGCGUUGAAGGUGCACCCUGAUUGGCUACUCAAACUCCAAAUAUCCUUUGCUAUUCACCUAUGAGCAAUGUGCGCUGGAUUUGCACCCAGAAAUGUCAGCUUUAGUGGGUGGCAGUGGAUAUUUACCUCACCUCUUCAUGGUUCAGAAAAUAUCCAUUACCAGCCACCUCCACUUUGACAAAUAGUUGUUAGUUUACUAUAAAAUUAUUGUUUGAAUUUCAUGUUUAUAACUGUAAUUUGGUUUUUCUGUUUGAAUUUCAUUAAGAAUGAGGAAGAAACGAAAAAGGUUGUGGAUGAAGAAGAAUAUAAAGGUAUGUUCGUGAAUUUUUAUUUUUAUUUUUAUGGUGAGAGGAUGCUGUCAACCUUAAAGCGUUUUCGUCUAAAAAUAAUACAAGUCAAAAGGUUAAGAACAAAAUCAGAAUUCAGGAAGAUAAGCAGCCCCUUGUGAGCAAAAAAUGUGUUGUUUAUGUUUUUAAUCCUUUAACUCCCACAAGUGACUAACAUGAAACCUCUCCUCUCAAUAUCCUUACAUUAUUCAGCAAACAGUUAAUAAGAAUACUAAAACUUAUCAGUUAGAAGGUGUUAUCCUAAUCUAACACCAAAUUCUCAUAACAUUUACAAGUAAAAUGUGUGGCAGCUAGAGGGGAGAAUUAACAAUCAGAUCUUGGGAGUUAAAGGGUUAAGUGUGACCUGUCUGAUGCAGGUUAUGUUGGGGUUGUUUGCUUAGACACCUAAGAGCAAAUUUAAGUUAAUUUUUAAACUCAAAAUACUUGACUUGUUUGUAGUUAUUUAAUUUUUAACACAUCUGAAAUGCUUGUAACAUUUUCAUCCAUUUUUUUAAAUAUAAUAUUUAUAUACUAAUUUUUUUAUUUUACAUUUCACUUGAACUUGAAAAUGACCUUGGAUAGCUCCAAAUGUUGUUUCUUUAAAUUGCUAGUUUUCAUCACAAAAUCUAUAUCUAAGAAACUGCUUAUUAAGAUCUUGAGAAAAACUUAGAAAACUCUUUGUCAGGAAAAAGGGGUAAGUUUCUAAAGAAACUGUGGUGUUGCAUUGGUGGAAGAGAAUAACAAGGUGAUUUGGUUUUGUUGACUACUUUGAUCAAGUAAAUUGGCCACUGUCAUGAGUUUGAAAGCUGAUGUUAGCUUUGAAACUCUUUCCAGUGGCCAAUUAUUAGUACUUUUAAUUAUCAACUCAAUUGACAAAACCAGAUUAUCUUGUUUGAAUGUUUAUCUGUUUAUUUUUACAGAAACUACAACUGAUUCUCCCUACAUGUACUUGAUGUUGGAUAUUCCACCAUCGCCCCUGUACAAGGUAUUAAACUGCUUUCAUCACAAUCCACACUGCUAUGGGUUCCUGUUUUUUAAUAAGGAUACUUUAAAGAAAAAAUAAAUUUAAGGAUUUAGUCACUCUUCAAUAAUUUGAUAAGAACAUUAUUAAUAGGCAUUAUUAAUGGUCAAGAAGGAAGCACUGUCUUCAAAAGUGCUGUUUGCUAAUUCAACUGGUUUCUUUUUAGGAUGAAUAUCAGCAGAACAUCAUUCCACAGGUCAGUACUCCAGAUUUUACUAGCUAAAUGUAUUUGGCUUGAAGUUGACUAGCCAGAGGUUGAAAAUAAAUCUGUUUUUGAAAAGGUGUUAGGAUCAAUGUUGGUAUUUGAGCAACUGCACAUGUACCCCUCCCCUAACCCAACAUUAAUCCUUAACUGGUUAUCAGUUAACUGUUGUUGUGUUAACCCUUUAACCCCUGAGUGUGACCAUCAUCUAAUUUCUCCUUACAAUAUCAUCUCCAAAUGACACAUAGAGGUCACAAGGAAAAAGGAAAUGAUCACCAUCAAUAGAAGCUCUAGAUUGUUAAAUAAAUUCUCCUUGUCAGCACCUUGGAAAUGUAUUGAGAACAGUAUGAAGAAUAUGUCUACUGAUGUUAGGGUGUAACUGGUCAAGGGAGGGGUAGUUGUGCAGUUGCUGAGAUACUGACAUUGAUCUUACUAUUAAUAGAGUCUAGGAUGUUUACCAGAAAUUUUUUUAAAUUUUACUUUGUGAUACGAACAAACAUAAAUUAACAUAGUAACAUUCAAAACAUUGCAGAGUUUUAGUUAGAAUGUUUUCUUUUCCCCAUUUCUAAGAGCUCUCAAACAACAAUUUACAAAUCAAAGUUUUCAAGGAAGCUUUCAUCAAUUUUUGUGAUGAUAUAUAAAAUUUUCAAAACUUGGACUAGGUACCGGUAGUUCCCAAAUUUGUUGACAAGGAAUAUUCAUGUAAAGAAAUGCAGAUAAAGAUAGUUUGAAAAGCAAAGUAUCAUAUUUUUCUCAGGAAAAAAUUGCAUUGUGUUGUAUUGAUUUUCUGUUGACAAAAAAAGGCCAAUUUUAAGAAAAACAAAAUGAUUUUUAAGGGCUUUAAUUUUACACGAUGAUUUUUCAAAGUUGAUGGAACUUCUGGUUUACUUGCAACUAACAUUUUUUUUCUCUUUUAUCAGGUGCCAUUGUUCCAGCUUUUAAGCAAAUUUGAUGGCAAAUCAGAAAAGGUAUGUGGGCAUUUUAUUUUUUCAGUUAUGUGCUUGCAAACUUGUAUUAAAAUGAAUUUUAAUUGUUUCAAGUUGACCAUCAGGAACUUCUAAAAUUGGGGAUCAUUUCUUUUAUUCUCAUGAUCUUUAUAUUUGAGCCAAGGGUGAUAUUGUGAGGAGAAUUUAGAAGCCAGUCAUUCUUAGGGUUGAAGGUUUGAAGUAUAAGGUGAUUCAUAUUAAGUACAUGAGUGAUUAUUGGAAUGCAUACUUGUUUCUGCAUCUGGAUGUUACAUGUGUCUGAAUAUUGAACAACAGUCAUAUAAUGUUCAUAUUUAGGAAUAUAAAACAUACAAGGAAACAUUUGUAAAGAAGUUUGAACUCACAAAGUUACCAAAAUAUCUGAUCAUGUGUGUUAAGGUAUGUGUUAUUUGGGCACGAUCUAAUUAAUUUUUUGCUCAAAAAAAAAAAAGGCAAAAGGAGGUAGGCAAAGGGUUUGUACACAAUGUGUGAUUAACGUCAAAUUUUUUAUUUAAUGCAUGAAUGUUACAAAAGGCCAAGCAUGAUUUAUCAAUUUAUGAACCAGAACAAGGUGUGAUGUGCCUCCUGAAAUGUCUGAGACCCAUGAAAUUUUUUCUUUUGUUUUGUGAAAACUGCAUGAUUUCCCUGAAACCUUGUACACAAGAAGAGAAAAGUUUUCCCUGUUUAUUUCUCUAAAAUCUGUGCAUGAAAUGUGAUUAGGACCCCUCUCCUUCCUUUGAUACCCUCUCUAAAUUUAUUCAGACAAGAAAUUAUGUUGUUUCUGUGUUCACUGUGUUAUAAUGUGUGAGAAACAUUUUGAAACAUGAAAUUCUUUAUUUAAUGUCAUGGCAUUUGUAUUUCCAAUUUUCCUUGGCUUAGAAUUUUCCUGUUUGAUUUUUCUAUCUAUUAAAUCAUGACAAUGUAAUCUUUACCUCUACUAUUAGAGAUUUACAAAGAACAUGUUCUUCGUGGAGAAGAAUCCCACUGUUGUGAACUUUCCAGUCAAGUAAGUUGUGUAACAAUUUGAUAAAUCUUUGAUAUAUAAGUAACACCUUUAACUUGGUUCAGUAACCAAGACAGAAUGUCCUCCUUCCAAUAAGUGUCCCCUCUCUGAUAAGCACCCCCUAUGUAUUUGUUUUUCUGACCCUUCAACUCCCAAGAUCUCAUUAGUAAUUCUCCUUACAGUCUGCUACACAAUUUAUGUGAUGUUAGUUUGGGGAUCAACCAAUAAUCCCCUAAUUGAUAUUUUACUUUAUUUUCAUUACUUGUCUGCUUGAUAUCUUACCGAUAGUGUAAGGAUAAAUUCUGUCUUGUCGCUCACUAGUGGGACUUUAAGGGUUAAUGAGCACCCCUAUUCUGAUAAGUGCCCCUAUUGGGUAAUCAUCCUCAUUCAACACUCCUACUCUAAUUCAGUGGUACACAGUUAGAGUACAUGUUUAAAGCCUAAUUACAGAAACAACGGCCUUUUUCUUAGUCUCUCAACUAUAAAGUAUUAUGUCCACAUGAGUGCACAUUUCCUUCAAAUGAAUGAUCUUAUCUUAAAAUUUUGCCACAAUGGCUUGGCCAGUCAUACUAGAAGGAUCCAAGGACAACUAGUCCGUUUUCAAUUCUUCUUGAUCCUUUUCAAAUAAAAAUCAAGCCUUUUUGCACAUUCUGCUGUUUUUCAAUAAAGAAAUAAGCACCCUGUUUUGAAUGGGUGCCCUCCCCUGAGAUACCCAAAGUAAAUAACACCUCCCUCCUUCCCAUGGGCAGUAAAGUGAAUCAUUAUUGAAAGUACGGUAUACACCUUCCUACACAACAAAUCACCCCUGCACCUCAAAUUAUCUUGUUUGAUUGCCUUUUAAAUUUGCAUUUAGCACCAUAAAAACUAAAUCAUCAGUGCUUUGUGUGUUUUUCAGGGGGGUGGACAUGGCAGAGUUCCUGGUAUCAGACCCAGCUGUGCAAGAUGCUCAUCCCCACACUCAGUAUGAUCUGAUUGCAAAUGUUUGUCAUGAAGGAGAGCCAAGCAAAGGUGGGAUAGUAUCCCCUUAAAUCUCCAUCAUCCACUCUUCUUCUUCCUUUAUUGCCCCAAGCUCUUUCUAUAAAGGAAAUACUUAUAAGAUGUAUAAACAACAACAAGGCCAGGCCACAACACAAGGAGCUGCGUUCCCUACUCUUUGCAAGAAAUGCAUGGGUUCUUUAAGUUAACAUCCCCUGCUAACCAGUGCAGAGAAGAUGCAAGAGAUGGGGCCUACAGCUUUUCAUCCUUAUCUGAGAAGACUAGAGGUUGCUAACCAUUUGCGAUGUCAAAGCAAAAGUAGCACAUUUUCUUUAGCUAUUUAAAGACCCUGGGUAUAUGUCCAGUCUGGAGCUUGGGUACUCAAUCUCCUGCAUGACAUCGGGGUACUUUACAGCAUGAACCAACUAAGUGCUGCACCCAAAACAAGUUGGCAGGACUUAUUUUGUUGAAUCUGAUACAACUUUUACAGAAAUUCAGACCAUAAAGGUACAAUAUCCUAUAUCCUUCCCAUGGACAAAGAUUUCCUGAAAAUUCUCCAUGUCUCAUAAAGCAUACUAAGCAAAUGCAGAGACUGUGAGUUGUUUCUAAAGAAUUGUGCGCUUCCUUGUUGCCCAAUGUGUCUGAGCCUUGAUACUCAAAUUUAAUAUAUUGGUUUGUCAAUAGUAAUUACAAUGUAAGCCAUUCAGUUGUUAAAAUAGCCAAUUAUACUACUGUUGUUGGCAGCUUUACUGCAAAAUGGGGUUGUAGGGGAGGAGAUAGAGGGGUGGAGGGGGGAGAGGGGCAAGGUAGAAGAAUCCUUGCUCCACAACCCUACCCUCAGCCCUUUUGUAGCUUUAGUAGAAAGAGAGACAGCAUUGAUAAAUUCAAAAAGUGUUGUACUCUCAAAUGAGUUUCAGGAGUGGUUUGUGUCCUGGAAACACCUGAGGGCUUUUCUUGUUGCAAAGAAGCCUAAAAAAUGUGAAUAAAAGAGAAAACAUGCAUUAUAAACUCAUUAAACACAGGGUGAAGAAAUGUCAUGUUGCUUCCUUCCACAGGUGCUGGAACUUUCAAAGUUCACAUCCUACACAAAGUAAGAUUAAUACAGUAUUCAUUUUCUUUGUGUAAUUAGUAUUGCUAUUUUAAAGGGGGUGAGGACAUUACUGAGGUUUUUAUUGUUUGAUAUGUAUAUUUAGGGUGCAAACAAGUGGUUUGAACUCCAAGAUCUUCAUGUGAAAGAGAUUUUGCCUCAAGUGAUAACUCUCUCUGAUUCAUAUAUACAGGUAUACAACAUAAAAAAAUAUAGAGAUUGUUAA